UAUGUUAAACUCUUAACAAAGCCGGUAUUUGGAAAUUAAUGCAGAGGACUGAGGUUUUAAAUGAUGUUUUGAAGACGAUUUGAAAAGAGAAUGAAAUAUUUAGCGAUAUGUGUGUUUAUGACAACUUAUUCCAUGCAACAAUCUGAUGUACAUUUACCACUCCAGUGUGUGAUUAUACAGAAAAGACAAGCCAUUGUUCCACCACAAAGAGUUCCCCAAUUCUUAGUUGGUGACAAAACGGCAUGCCAACAACAUGGAUCAGGACACGAGACUUUACAGUGUGGCGAUACUGAUGUAUACAUUAAAUCUGAGUGUGUUUGUACAUUUUAUAACGUAAAUGAAGCAAAAUACCACGACCAUACGGCUUGUCCAAAUGGAGAGAACUCGGACGAUGUGAAACGAUUAACAUGUAGAGAGUGUGCACUAUUCAGUCUCCACAACAAGGGGCCUUGUAUUAACGGCGGAAAUCUGACGUGUAAGACGGGGGAAAACGUGCUUGCGCCUGAUAUUCAAUGUGACUGUCCAGAUGAUUUUGAAGGAAUGUUUUGUGAAAAUAGAAUGGAGAAUGUGACCAGAAUUUGUGACAUGGUCACAGAACCUUCUUCUCCCCAACUAAUAAACUGCGACCUCACGAAAAUGGAUUGCUUUACAUACAGCGAAAACAAAAAAUAUGCUUUCAAAUGUAAUAAAACAGAGGAAAGCCAGGAAAGAAAAG
Molecule: messenger RNA, 715 nt
Organism: Saccostrea cuccullata (small rock oyster)
Lineage: Eukaryota; Metazoa; Mollusca; Bivalvia; Ostreida; Ostreidae
Exons: 7
Source: RefSeq, a predicted model, not a curated record